Messenger RNA from Rhineura floridana, 2804 nucleotides. RefSeq names its product vertebrae development associated (gene VRTN). NCBI's taxonomy places the organism in Eukaryota, Metazoa, Chordata, Lepidosauria, Squamata, Rhineuridae. The transcript has 2 exons. The record is from RefSeq and is a predicted model, not a curated record. Gene Ontology annotation, cellular component: chromatin. Bases 228 to 2255 code for a protein of 675 amino acids. Gene Ontology annotation, biological process: regulation of transcription by RNA polymerase II.
GGGUGGAGCCGAGAUCCUUUUACACAAGAGUCAAUCACUCCAAUUGGUUCACUCCAGAUUUGAAACCAGUUCCAGUCUGAAUGUGGGACACAGCCGAGAAAGGGGAGCUCCCUACGCUUCCUGCUUCAGGAUUUAAAUGUCCAGGAAACAGCCUCGCAGAGAGAGGAGGAAGGAGCCGCUUGGAAGGGACUGGGGUGAGCACCAGGGCUCUGCCCAACAAAUAAAGGAUGAUCCAGCGACACCAGCUGGUUCAAUCUGUGCUUCAGGAGCUGCAAGAGGCUACGGAAUGCUUUGGGCUAGAGGGACUAGUCAGCACAGCCUUGGAAGCUGACAGGACUUUGUCCUCAUUCUCCUUACCUAGCUACCAUGGGAGGCAGUUCCAGGAAGAGCUAGAAGUUGACCGGGUAGCAAAAAGUCUUUACCCAGAAGAUGCUCCCAGCAAUAUGUUGCCUUUGAUCUGCAAAGGUGAAGGGAACCACCUGUUUGAGGCUGCCAGUGUGCUGUUGUGGGGGACCACAAGCCUAAGUCUGGAGUUGCAGGUGCGCACAGCAGUGGAGAUGUUGCUUCACAAGCAAUAUUAUCUGCAUGGCAUGAUUGACUCCAAAGUGAUGCUGCAGGCUGCUCGCUAUUCGCUGUGCACAGAGGAAUCUCCUGAGAUGACUAGCUUACCCUUGGCCAUCCUAGAGGCCAUUUUUGAUGCUGACAUCAAAGCAACCUGCUUCCCUGGCACCUAUGCCAACAUGUGGCACGUGUAUGCCCUGGCAUCAGUGUUGCAAUGUAACAUCUAUUCCAUCUACCCAAUGAGCAACUUGAAAAUCCGGCCAUACUUCAACCGGUUGAUCCGACCCAGGAAGUGUAGCUUGCAAGUUUCCACGCUCCACAUCAUGUGGUCAGGGCAGCAGCUCUCCUCCCAGGUAUUCAAAGCUCAGUAUUUUGUGCCUGUUGUCGGCCUGGAAGAGCUGGAACCCACAAACCCACCUCCAGAGCCUCAAGUGCAGCCAGUGAAGACCUUGGAGCUGUUGAAUAAGGAUCCCCAGGUGACUUACUCUAACCUACGUGAAAGGUACAGCAUUACCAAAAGUACUUUUUAUCGAUGGAAGCGCCAGUCUCAAGAGCACAGGCAGAAAGCGGCCGCCAGGUUUGCGGCCAAACACUUCCUGCAGUCCUGCUUCCAAGAGGGCAAGGUUGUCCCUCUUCAGCACUUCCGACAAAUGUUCCCUGAAAUCUCUCGCUCCACUUACUAUGCCUGGAAGCACGAGAUGCAGAAUAUGAUUAAUGGUGGGGCCUCUUCCCCUGCUGAAGCUGUACUGCCCAAGGAUCCUCAGGCAUGCAAACCAGAGAAUCUUCAUGCAAACACAGAUGGUAUAACGAAGUCUGAGGGAGGCCUGGCUUCCACAAGCCUUCUCCUGAAUUCCAACCAAAAUGGGACGUCCAUGCAAGGAGCCAAGUCUUACCUGGAGAAGUGCAUUUCCAUGAAUACACUUGUGCCCUACAGGAGCUUCAAGCGUAGCUUUCCUGGCAUCUCUAGGUCCACCUACUACAACUGGAGGAGAAAGGCCAUCAAGGGAAACCCCAGCUUCAUGCUUUCCCCCCCACUUUCUGUCAGCCAGAACCCCCUUAUGAACAGGAAGCCAUAUCUGCCAUUCAAGCCAGGAAGCCUGCCUAGUGGGAAGAUGCUCAAUGGGCACCAUCUGGGGCCUCGUAUUCUCAUGCGUAUCAAGCCAUCUCUAUACAACUGGCAAAAGCAACUUCGUGACUUGGCCAAGAAACAUGUCCACCAGUGGAAAAUGCCCUUCUGCAAGUUCCGCCUGCGCUAUCCAGGCGUUUCUUCCACAACCUAUUGGUUCUGGAGGAAAAACAGCAGCAGCCAGACCAAAAAGCGUAACCUUUUCUCAAACAGGAUUUCCAAAAACUUGCAACAGACUACGGCAGAGACUAGUGGGAAGGCAGAGCUUCAAUUCCAUCCACCACAGCAAAAGGAGACUGCUCCAGUUCUUGUAGACAAGCAACCGCCUAAACCUUUCAACACCAUGGUACCAGGCUACCAAAUGGCAGACAACAACAUGUUUGUGAUGGAUGUGAUUGCUACAGCUCAAUUCAAAGCCCAGGCCAAACUGUUUCUCCAGAAACGCUUUGAGUCAAAAACCUUCCCAACGUACAAAGAGUUCAGAGCCCAUUUUCCCCUAACGGCACGUUCCACUUACUACAUGUGGAAACGUGCCCUUCAUGAUGGACUGACCCUGGUAGAUGCCUGAGGUUUAUCAAGGCUCUAGCCAGUUUACUUUUGGAAGUGGCUGUCAUCUUAUCAAUGGGUCAUGCAACCUCUAUAAGUAGUUACUUUUGUCUUUUUUUAUUAUCAUUUUCUAGGUUUCCAGAGUUGGAGACUAAUUUUGCAAAGCUUUGGUCCCUGGAGGUGUGGAGAAAGUUGGAGAGAUACUGGGGAUGAUGUAUUGCUUUUCUGCUGGGCCACUGAGGUGCCCAUAUAAACGUUCUUAUUUUUCUGAGCAAUAGGCCAGAAAACUAUUGGUGGUGGUAGGGUCUCUAGUGUUGCUGUACGUUUUACUGACUGUGCAAGUUGUCUUGUAUCUUUAAAUGUAACUGUGGCCACAAUCUUUAGGGCUGUGAAGUGGUUAUAGGUCUGGGUGUGUACCUUGUUACUUAUGUAGAUUGUUGGCUUCAGCAACUUAACUCCUAGACAUAAUUCAUGUUCUACUUCUCCCAGUGUAAAACUGCAAAAUCUCCUCCCUGUGAAUGUGUGAUACAAACAGGAGAGGCUCAUUAAAACCUCAGAAUGGAAAUCAAAA